GUUUUGCAUCAAUACAUUUGGAGGUGAAUAACUCUUUAUACAAUCAAAUCUAGUAUUUGCUAUAAAAAAGGGUUUUAGAAUUGAUAUGAGGCAUUUUUAGAAAGUACUUUUUUUUCUCUAUUACUUUGUUUUUAAUCUAAAACCAAAUAGGAAAAAGGGUCGGACAAUCUCCAGAUUUUUGAACGUUUAUUUAUGCGUUUGUAAAAUAAUCCAACACCACAUGAUGUCGCACGAGACCGUGGAUUUAAAGGCGAGCAAAAUCUGAACUCCUCCUCCUUUCAUAGGGGAAAAAGGGAAAACAUUAAAAUCCACAUUGGUCUUUCGCACGCGCACGGACGGUGUUUCGGGGGCAAAGCGGAGCCUUUGUGACCACGCGCGUUCUUUUUGAUGGGAAUAGAUUUCCUGUGGAUGUUGGAUCACACGAGUUGAGCUUUUCGGAUGCAUCAAAAAUGUGUUCUCCACGGCAAGAGGAAUAUGUGUGGAUACGCAUCGUUGUGCUUCUUUGUCUGUGGGACUGCUCUGCUUCGCAUUUAUCCUACUCGAUCUCCGAGGAGGUGAACAAAGGCAGCGUGGUGGGAAAUAUCGCCAAGGAUUUGAACAUCAAAGUGCAGGACUUGUAUCAGAGGGAUUUAAGUAUCGUUUCGAGUUACAGUAAGAAAUAUUUUGACGUGAAUUUACAGACAGGGAACCUCUUUGUUAAUGACAGAAUAGACAGAGAAGAGCUUUGUGCGCAUUUAGCAAAAUGCUCGUUAACAAUACAAGCUGUUCUAAAUAAUCCAAUGACAGCACAUCGGAUAGAGAUCAACGUUGUAGAUGUUAACGACAAUUCUCCUGCUUUCAUGGAAAAUAUGUUUGUCCUAAAUAUCUCCGAGUCCUCGUUAACAGGGGAGAGAUUUUUCCUCCCGGUUGCAGUCGAUGCAGACGUAGGAAGCAACUCCGUAAAGAGCUACAAGCUGAGUCAGAAUGAACAUUUCUCUCUUGACGUGCAGAGCGGUGGAGAUCACGGUGUGUCGGCCGAACUGGUGUUAAACACGGCCUUGGACCGAGAAAAGCAGUCCGUGAUCACACUUGUUCUAACAGCGAUAGAUGGAGGAAAACCUUCCAGAUCAGGAUCACUGCAAAUACAUGUGAAUGUGAUCGACGCAAACGACAAUGUCCCCACAUUUACAAAAUCACUUUAUAAAGUACGUGUGAAAGAAAACGCACCUCCGGGGACAAUUGUCCUCAUUUUAAAUGCCACCGAUUUAGACGAAGGAAUAAACAGUAAAAUCACAUAUUCUUUCAAUAAAAGAGGAAAUUUUGACCCAUUAAAAAUAUUUGAUUUAAAUGCAGAAACAGGGGAAAUUACAGUGAAAAGCAACAUAGAUUAUGAAGAAACUCAAGCAUAUGAAGUGAGAGUUCAAGCAAAAGAUCAGGGCACAUCUCCUAGAAGUGCCCAAGCAAAGUUGCUGAUAGAGAUAAUUGAUGAGAAUGACAAUGCACCGGAAAUAGCUGUGACGUCUUUGAUGACUCCAGUAAAGGAAGAU
Molecule: messenger RNA, 1526 nt
Organism: Oryzias melastigma (Indian medaka)
Lineage: Eukaryota; Metazoa; Chordata; Actinopteri; Beloniformes; Adrianichthyidae
Product: protocadherin gamma-C3
Exons: 1
Biological process (GO): homophilic cell-cell adhesion
Cellular component (GO): plasma membrane
Molecular function (GO): calcium ion binding
Source: RefSeq, a predicted model, not a curated record